Molecule: messenger RNA, 984 nt
Organism: Arthroderma uncinatum
Lineage: Eukaryota; Fungi; Ascomycota; Eurotiomycetes; Onygenales; Arthrodermataceae
Exons: 2
Coding region: 1-984 (327 amino acids)
Biological process (GO): lipid homeostasis; mitochondrion organization
Cellular component (GO): mitochondrial outer membrane
Source: RefSeq, a predicted model, not a curated record
AUGGAGCACAGCGAGGAGCAGUCGGAGCUCUACCUGCAGGAGAUUGACCCUUCACCUCUUGAUGAACUGGACCUUGAAGCUGGAGACGGCUCGCUGAUAAGUACAGACGGGCCACAGAGACAUCAUGAGCUGCCAUCGAGGCCGAAGCCGGGCUUAAGCGGCCAUAGUUGGGAGUACUGGCUGUCUGCUAUCCAGAAAUACUCUACAUACCCUCCUACACUCUUCCUCGGCCUUCAUUUUACAAACACAGCACUCAUCCCGCUUGCAACCCGAUCUGUCCCCGAAAGCGAGACUUUUCUCCUCCUAACACGCCCAAUAUACCAAGCUCCGGGUCUUGAGCCGUUGAUAGUCUACCUGCCCAUACUCGCACACGUUACGUCAGGUCUUGUACUCCGCUAUCUUCGUCAGUCUCGACGGGCCCGUCAGUUCGGCGCAGAAACACGCGAGCAACGCAAAGCGUUCAGGUCAACUGCGAAACCGCCUAGUGUUCAAGCUAUACUUGGGUAUGCCAUGGUGCCAUUGGUUGGAUCGCAUAUUCUCGUCAACAGGCUCGUUCCGCUCUACGUCGAUGGUGGGAGCUCCGGUGUUGGACUGGGAUAUGUAGCACACGGAAUUGCCAGAUCACCAUGGCUGAUGGGCAUAUGGUAUGCUGCUCUUACGGGCGUCGGGGUAUGGCAUUUCGUCGGUGGCUGGGCAUGGUGGUUUGGAUGGAGAGAGGUGCUUGUAACCAAGAAGGCAGCUUCUGGCAGACUCCCUGGAGCCAACGGCGGCUACCUUGGAUCUGAGAAGGGUGCCGAGCUCUACCAGCGAAAGAAAAGACGGCGAUGGAUUGUCAACGGGGUGUCGUUGGUAGGAACAGCGCUCUGGCUUGCUGGAGGUCUGGGUGUGAUUGGAACUGGUGGUCUCGGGAUGGGCUGGGAGGCCAAGGGCUGGGAUGCGGUAUAUAGCCAGGUCCCGCUGCUCGGAGGACUCCUGGCCCCCUGA